This is a messenger RNA of Cooperia oncophora, 651 nucleotides long. Lineage: Eukaryota; Metazoa; Nematoda; Chromadorea; Rhabditida; Trichostrongylidae. The record is from the annotation of a GenBank genome assembly.
AUGCGGCACAGGAAUAAGCGGAGGGGUGCUGGCAAAUGCUGGUCAUUAUUGGAAAUCGCCAGUAAAGAUGACGAAGACAGAGAUAAUAUGGGUGAUUUUAUACUGUCUGAUAUGGGCAGUGGAGUGCCGUUUUUACCCGGAGCCUUUGAUGGAGCGAUCAGUAUCUCGGCAAUUCAAUGGUUAUGCCAUGCAAACUCUUCUGACGAGAAUCCCAAGCGACGUCUCCAUCGGUUCUUUCAAACGCUGUACGGUUGCCUGGGUAGAGGAACGCGAGCCGUUUUCCAGUUCUACCCAGAGAACGAGCACCAGUCAGCUCUGAUUAUGUCGCUUGCUACGAAGGCUGGAUUCAAUGGUGGCCUUGUCGUGGACUAUCCAAAUAGCGUCAAAGCGAAAAAAGUAUAUUUGGUUCUAAUGACUGGAGGAGUCGCACAGUUGCCGAAAGCCCUCACAGGUGAAGAAGAAUCCAUGGACACUCAGCAUCAUGUGGAAAAUACUGCGAGGAUGUUUACGGUGGCACGAAAGCAUGAGAAAAAGCCUCUGAAAGGCUCAAAAGAGUGGAUUCAGAAGAAAAGAGAACGCAUGCUUAAACAAGGCCGUAAUGUACGGCAUGAAUCAAAGUACUCCGGACGAAAAAGAAAACAAAAGUUCUAG